Molecule: messenger RNA, 4102 nt
Organism: Paramecium sonneborni
Lineage: Eukaryota; Ciliophora; Oligohymenophorea; Peniculida; Parameciidae
Source: the annotation of a GenBank genome assembly
AUGAAUUUGAUGCUCUCUUCUUUGAUUGACUUGAAAUCAUCUAAUAAAGAAUUAAACAUUUAAGAGUAGGAAGUUGACCAGUUGGAUAAAAACAAAUAUAAGUUUGUGAAAAUAAAAAUUUUUUAAAAAAUUACAUAAGAUCACUAAAUAAUAUAUGAAAAAGACGGAGUCAUUUUGAGAAGGUAAUAAUAAAUAUAAAGUAAUAUAGAGAAUAACUAAAUGAAGCCUCAAUAAAUUCAGAGUUAUUGAGUAAUAUAGAAUAGAUCAAAUAUCUCUAUUGGCAAGGUUAAGUUGGAUUGAAUAAAAAAAAAAAUGGAAGAUGGAUUGCUACUUGGAAUGGAAAAGCUCUAAAAAAUGUUGGUGGGUACUAUUAGGAUGGGUUUAAGCAUGGUUAAUGGAUAGAUAUAAUAAAAAAUUUUAACUCGUAAUAAUUUUAUUGAUAUUAAUAAAUAGUCAGGCUCAAGUUAUUUAAAUAGGAGAAUACUAUAACGAUAUAAAAAGGGGAAAAUGGUAUUAUAUAUAUAUAAAUAAUAAGAUGUAAUUAUUUUAAUGAUUUUUUAGUGAUGGUGGAUAUUAUAACUAUGAAGGUUAAAAAAUUGGCAAAUGGUUGGACUUAAGUGAUGGAUUUUGGACAAAUUAAUAAGUGAUUUAUGAGGGUGAAUAUAAUAAUAGAGGAUGGAAAAAAGGGAGGUGGGAUAUUAUGUACUGUUAACUAGAAGCGGAAGUAUUUAAAUAAAUGUAAGUAAAAGUUUAAAAAUAAUUUUAGUGGUGGAGGAAUAUAUGUUGAAUAAGAAUAAGGAUCAAAAAAGAUUGGAAAAUGGAUAGAAUAGUGGGAAGGCUUCAGAGCAAAAGCAUAAAUCAAUUUUAUUGGAGAGUAUAAUAUAAAAGGAGAAAAAAAAGGGAGAUGGGAUUUCUGUAAGGUUAGAGGAACGAAAAUGUAAAAAAAUAACAACAAUUUUAGUGGUGGUGGAUCAUAUCUUGAGUAAGAAAUAGACUCUUCAAUUAAAAUUGGUAAAUGGGUAGAAUUUUUGAAAGGCUUUGAUGUAAAAGUCACUUAUUAUGGAGAAUACAACAUGUAGGGAUAAAAGGUAGGUAGAUGGGAUUUUUGUUAUAAUUGGAAUAAAUAAAUGUAAAAUUAAUAAUGAUUUUAGAGGUGGAGGUUCAUAUGAUGUGCAAGAAGGAGAUUUUUCAAUUAAGACAGGUCGGUGGGUGGACUUGUGGGAGGGCUUCAAGGAUGAUGCUAAAGUCUUUUUUAAUGGAAAAUAUAAUUAGAGUGGAAUGAAGGUUGGUAGAUGGGAUAUACUAUUAAAUUAUGAUGGAAAAAAUAAAUAAAUGUAAAUAUUAGAGGGAUAUAUAGUUAGUGGUGGUGGAUAAUAUGAUGUAUAAGAAGGGGGAUCAUAAAAAUUAGGAAUAUGGAUUGAAUUAGAUGAAGAUUUUACUUAGGUUUCACAAGUAACUUUACAAGGUGAAUAUAAUAAUGGAAUAAAAAUUGGAUUAUGGAAGAUGUUUAAAAAUGAAGAAUUUAUGUAAUAAUAUUAUUAAUUAAUAUAGUGAAUAUAGAAGUGCUCCUUCAGAGACUAGAAAAAUGAUUAAGUCAACAAAGUAUUAUCAUUUAAAUAUUGAUAGGAAUUUUGAUAUUAUGUAUUAUGGGCUACUGAUAGAUAAUAAGAAAGUUGGAAGAUGGGAUAUUUUGUAUUAAGAUCAAUUAAUGUAAUGAUUAAAAAAUUUUAAGUGGUGGCGGAGUAUAUGAGAUUUUAGGAAGAGAUUCUUCAAUAAAGAUUGGAAAGUGGAUAGAAUUGUUGGAGGACAUCAAAAAAGAUUAAAAAGUCACAUUUAUUGGUGAAUAUAAUAUAAAUGGUGAGAAGGCAGGUAGAUGGGAUAUAUUUUUGAAUUAAAAUGGACGAAAUAAAUCAAUGUAAAUAUUCAUCUAGAUCUGUUAGUGGUGGCGGAUCUUAUUAUGGCUCUUUAGAAUUGAAGAUAGGGAGGUGGAUAGAGUUAUGGGAAGAUUUUGGAGAAAAUAGAUAAGUUACCUAUGAUGGUGAAUAUAAUACAAAUGGUAUCAAGAUAGGCAGAUGGGAUAUAUUUUUGAAUUAAAAGGGAUAAAAUAAAUUGAUGUAAGAAUAACAAGUCUAGAUUAUUAGUGGUGGUGGAUUUUUUGAUGGCUCUUUAGAUAUUAAGAUAGGUAAGUGGAUAGAUUUGUGGGAAAAUUUUGCGGAAAAUAAAUAAGUUAUCUAUAAUGGUGAAUAUAAUACAAAUGGUAGGAAGAUAGGUAGAUGGAAGAUAUUCUUGAAUUAAAAUGGAUAAAAUAAAUUGAUGUAAGUUAAAAAUCUAUAUGUGUAAGUGGUGGCGGAUCAUAUGAUAAUUCUUUAAAUAUGAAGAUAGGAUAGUGGAUAGAGUUAUGGGAGGGCUUCUCAACUAAAGCUACUGUCACUUUGGCUGGUGAAUAUAAUAUGUAAGGUAAGAAGAUAGGGAAAUGGACUUUUAUAUGGGAUUAAGACAAAGGAAAUCAAUAAAUGUAAAUAAUAAAUUCGGAAUGUUAGUGGUGGCGGAUAGUAUGAUGGCUCUUUAGAUAUUAAGAUAGGUAAGUGGAUAGAUUUGUGGGAAAAUUUUGCGGAAAAUAAAUAAGUUAUCUAUAAUGGUGAAUAUAAUACAAAUGGUAGGAAGAUAGGUAGAUGGAAGAUAUUCUUAAAUUUUGAAGGAAAAAAUAUAUUAAGGCAAUUAUUUUUAUUAAAUAAAUUUUAGUGGUGGAGGAUCAUAUGAUAAUUCUUAAGGAAUAAAGAUUGGCAAGUGGACAGAGUUAUGGGAUAAUUUUGAAGCAUAUAAAUAAGUCACUUAUAUAGGUGAAUAUAAUAAUAAUGGUUAAAAAGUUGGUGAAUGGGAAAUAUGGUUUUAAUAGACUUGGGGAAAGAAAGAAUCUAAAUAUAUGUAUUUCUUUUCAGUAUUAACAUUUUAGUGGUGGUGGAGAAUAUGAUAGCUGUUUAGGUUUUUAGAUUGGAAGAUGGAAAGAGUCAUGGAUAGGUUAUUAAGGUGGUGCUAAUAUUAUUUUAAAUGGUAAAUAUAAUAUGCAGGGUAAGAAGGCUGGAUGUUGGGAUGGAUUCUCUAAUUUUGAUGGGCAAAAUAAUUUAAUGUAAAUAUUAGAAGUAUAAAUAUAUAAGUGCUGGUGGGUCAUAUGAUAAUUUUUUGGGAAUUAAGAUUGGAAGGUGGAGAGAGUUAAGGGAGGGCUUUUCGUAUUAUUCUUAAGUCAUUUUAAUUGGUGAAUAUAAUAUUUAGGGUAUAAAGGUAGGGAGAUGGGAUAUAAUCUAUAAAAAACCAAACUAAAGAGAAUUUAAGUUGAUGUAUAGUAUAAAUAUUGAAAUAUUAGUGGUGGUGGAUAGUAUGAUAGUGUUUCUGGAAUAAAAUUUGGCUAGUGGAUAGAGUUAUGGGAGAAAUUCUUUGAAUAUAAAGAAAUCACUUAUCAUGGUGAAUAUAAUCUUAAGGGUAUGAAGGUAGGGAGAUGGGAUAUAUAAAAGAAUGAUUAAUUAAUGUAAAUAUGAUGAAUAACGAUAUAUCAGUGGUGGUGGAUAAUAUGAUAGUAUUUUGGGAGGAAAGAUUGGUAGAUGGGUAGAGUUGGAUGAAGGCUUUUCGAAUCAAAAAUAAGUCACGUAUAUUGGUGAAUAUGAUAAAAAUGGUAUGAAGAUAGGUCGAUGGGAUAUUAUGUAUAAGUGGAGAGAUUACGAUGGAUAUUAGAAUAAAAAUUAUGAAAAAAUGUAUACAUGAUAAAUCUAUAUAAAAGUGGUAAUGGAUCAUAUGAUAAUUCUCAAGAAAUUAAGAUUGGGAAAUGGGUAGAGUUGUGGGAGAACUUUGAAUAUGGUUCUUAAGUAAUUUAUAUGGGCGAAUAUAAUAUGAAUGGUAUGAAGGUCGGAAGAUGGGAUAUAAUGUUUUCAGAUUCUCAUAUAAAUUAAGAAUAUAAAUAAAUGUAAUUAUAAUAAUUGAUUAUGGUAGUGGUGGUGGAUUAUAGUAUACUUUUUCAGUUAAGAUUGGUAAAUGGAUAGUGUUAUCAUCUGAAUUUACAAAAUGGAAUAAAAAAUCUUAUUAAAUUGAAUAUAAUUUAAAUGAAAAUUGA